AAAUUUUCGAUUGAGCUUCGACUUGCAUUGGAAAACUUGGAAAAUGGAAACUGCUGAAAAGGCCAAAACUAACGCACAGCAAAUUAAACAAGUGCACAAAGCUGCAGCAGCGACAAUUGAAUCCAUGCUAAAGGAGCAAAAUAUUGAGGAGCACGAGCCACGCGUUGUCAAUCAAUUGGUUGAGUUUACAUUUGGCUAUGUGACCUCAAUGCUGGACGAUGCCAAAAUCUAUGCACAACAUGCGGGCAAGCAGCGCAUUGAGCUCGACGAUGUACGUCUGGCCCAAGAGCAGCAGAGACGACGCAGCGAGCUGCCCACAACUGAGCAGCUGGCCAAGUUGGCCGAGUCCAUCAAUGCCAAGCCGCUGCCAGCAAUCAAACCACACUGUGGACAGCGUCUGCCGCCAGCGCAUUGCUGUCUAACUGGUGUCAACUACAAGCUGCGUGCAGCAAAUCCGCCGCCCAAGAAGAUGCCCAAAUCAGCGCUGCGGACACACUUGGCCAACGCCAGCAAUGGAGCUGCCAAGCUGCAGCUGCAGCUGAAGCAGGAAGCUGCUGCUAUGAAAAUGGGGAGCGGCAGCUUUGCCUUUGUAAGAAAAGAAGUUAACAAUAAUAAAAAAUAG
This is a messenger RNA of Drosophila busckii, 622 nucleotides long. RefSeq names its product transcription initiation factor TFIID subunit 9. Gene Ontology annotation, cellular component: transcription factor TFIID complex; SAGA complex. The transcript has a single exon. The record is from RefSeq and is a predicted model, not a curated record. Lineage: Eukaryota; Metazoa; Arthropoda; Insecta; Diptera; Drosophilidae. Gene Ontology annotation, molecular function: transcription coactivator activity; protein heterodimerization activity; RNA polymerase II general transcription initiation factor activity. Bases 44 to 622 code for a protein of 192 amino acids. Gene Ontology annotation, biological process: RNA polymerase II preinitiation complex assembly; DNA-templated transcription initiation.